Messenger RNA from Didymodactylos carnosus, 2019 nucleotides. NCBI's taxonomy places the organism in Eukaryota, Metazoa, Rotifera, Eurotatoria, Philodinida, Philodinidae. The record is from the annotation of a GenBank genome assembly.
AUGGGUGCUAAUGUGGUCAAAGGUGAUAGCCUUGCGCACGAUGGUAGCCUUGCAUUUAUAACCGGUAGUACCUGUGAAGGACAGGCUUAUGCCAGACAGUUAGCUAAACAAAAUAUUCAAGACAUUGACAUAAUGAUCGUUGAAGGAAUAGUAGACAACAAAAAUUCUCUUAUUCCAACAGGUCUAUCUGGUUUUGUUCAGAUUGAAUCCAUAGGUGUUACGCCAAAUGGUACUAAUCAAUUUCAAUCAAAGAUAAAUCGAAACGGUAUUCUAUGCAUCGAUGGUAAGGCUAUGAAAGAGAAGUAUCGUCAAAUGGAAAAAACUGAAAACGUUGGUUUAUAUGAGUCCAGAUUCGACUGCCAUACAAAUGAUGAUUCGUCGAAUGCGAGUGUUCAAGUUACUCAUCAAAUCCAAUGGAUCGAUAAUGCCAAACAAUUUGAAAACGUAAUAAAAAUAGCGUCACAACAACGAAAUCUAUCAAAUUUUUCUCAAUUGAAAAUUAAUUAUUGUAAAUUUUGUAUGAAUAUUCGAUCUUUUCUUGGUCGUGCUAUUUCAAUUCAUUCUCAAUUUUCUUUAUUGCCUAUUGAGAAAGACGUUCAAGAUGUAUGCAUUUUAGCUGGUCGAUGUUACGAUUACCAACUGCCACAAGUACUUUUAGUCAGAUCAUUGGCAUUACUCGACUUUUACGAUAAACAUAAACAUAUUGCAAAUUCAGAUUUUGUACCAGCGUUGCAAUUAAAAUUUUGGCCAGAUAAUGUUCAACCGUUUUUCGAACGAAUAAAACAAAAUCGUCCACAUUUACAUGAUUUAAUAUUGAGUAAAACGUCAAUGCAUGUUGUUACCAAAUGGUCAAAGAAAACGUGUAUUGAUGAACAAGAUUUAGAAUUCCGCUAUUCGUUUUCAGCUGUGGAAAUUUUACUUGCAAAACAUCGUACACCCAAUGAACAAGUCCUAAAUGGUAUUGCAAGAAGUAUUUAUUAUAAAUAUUUAAAAGAAAUACCGCCAGUAUUACCAUCUUAUUUCAUUAAAACAAGUGUUUUGUGGAUGUGUGAAACAAUGAAUCUCAACGAUUUACAAGAAACAUCACUAAGUCUAGCUCAAAAAUGGAUUAAAUAUGUCGUAGAUAUAUUGAAUUCUGGUAAAUGUGCGCACUAUUUUAUUGAUGAUUUCAAUAUUUUUGAACUAUAUACGCCUGAAACUUUGGAAAAAACUAAACAUAUUCUUCUCAAUGAAGUAAAACUCGAUGAAAUAAUCGAAACACACAUGUAUACAGCUCAAAACCAACAAACAUCUUUUGAUACAUUCAAAUUAAAUAAACGAAAUUAUGUAUUUGGUUUGAAAGUAAAAGACGUUUUACCUCUGAUCAACGAUUAUCGUACACUGAAAGAAGAUUGGAUUGGCCUAUUCACGGAGAUUAAACAUCCAAAUAAAGAGUUAAGCGAAGCACUUGAUAUCUUAUCUAGCCUAAGAAGGUUUGAUGGGGAAAAAAUGGAAAAUUGGAAAACAUUUCGAGAAUUAUUUUUGGAUCACAAUGACUCUUCUGAAUAUGCUGAACCUAUUUGGAAUGACGAUGUUGUACAAAACGAAGAUCCCAUAGGUUUUUGUUCAAUGUUGAGCAUGAUCGGUACAGUUUUACAUUUGAUACAACAGAAUAUCGAUGAUUCACCAAAUUUUCUUACACAAAAUGUCCAGACAGAUGAUGUUGAUGUUAAUAAUUAUCAAAAUGUCUUUCAGCCGAUACCAUGGUCUGAUUUGAUGCGUGCAACCAGAUCAAUUCCACUCGAUCAAUCAAUGUCAUCAUUUAGGAAUCGAACCGUACUCGAUGAACAUCCAAACGGCCCUGGAGAGCCUGUUGAACAGGACAACUACAUGCCCCAUUUUAGCAUUAAAGAUGUAUGUCAAAUCGCACCCGAUAAAAACAUGACAUUUAAUGAAGUAGCAAAUUAUUACAAAGAUUAUGCAAAUGAAGAACUCUUCAAACUAGCACGGGCUGUUGAAUUGUCUAUGAAGGACUAUUAG